This is a messenger RNA of Cicer arietinum (chickpea), 766 nucleotides long. RefSeq lists its product as uncharacterized. NCBI's taxonomy places the organism in Eukaryota, Viridiplantae, Streptophyta, Magnoliopsida, Fabales, Fabaceae. The record is from RefSeq and is a predicted model, not a curated record.
GUAGGUGAUAGAAGUAGUUUAGAAUACAUCGGGCUGAGUGACGCGGUAUCACUAUCCUUACGGCCAAGCAAGUUGUAAUCAACCAAUAGGAUAGUAGCGCCUAUGUGGAUUUAAGAAUCUCUUGCCAACUUCUCCAUUCUCUUUCUCUCACUUCAUAUUCCCGUUGCAACCCCUUUUUCCUUUUCAAUAUCUUCUUCUGCUAUCCCUAAUCCAUAAUCCAUGGCAAGUCGCUGGGUCAGACCCGAGGUGUACCCUCUCUUUGCUGCGGUUGGAGUUGCUGUUGGGAUCUGUGGCUUUCAACUUGUUCGCAACAUCUGCAUCAACCCUGAAGUUAGGGUGAACAAGCAGACCCGGGCUGCAGGAGUAUUGGAGAACUUCUCCGAGGGAGAGAAGUAUACAGAACAUUUAUUGAGGAAGUUUUCACGCAACAGAUCCCCAGAGAUUAUGCCCACCAUCAACAGCUUCUUCACUGACCCAAGUCGCAAUUAAGUUUCUUUGGAUUGAUUUCAGAUGUGAUAUAUACUGUGUUAAAGGCACUGUUUGAUUGUUCGUGCAUUUGAAAAACAAAACGUGGUUGAUCUCUCUGCCUGAGCAGCAUGUAUGCUGUGGUUGAGAAUAACAAUACCCUGUUUGUUGCGUUAAUUGUUGUUACUGUUUUAUUAAGUUGUGAUGCUGUCUAGCUUGCUGCAGAUGCUUAUUGAAACUGGUGUUAGAAAUUAAAUGCUAUUGCUAAUCUCAGUUCAAGCUUGUUACCAAGUUAUUACAA